Messenger RNA from Plasmopara halstedii, 177 nucleotides. RefSeq lists its product as uncharacterized. The transcript is spliced from 2 exons. The record is from RefSeq and is a predicted model, not a curated record. Bases 1 to 177 code for a protein of 58 amino acids. NCBI's taxonomy places the organism in Eukaryota, Oomycota, Peronosporomycetes, Peronosporales, Peronosporaceae.
AUGGAGUGUGUGGAUCUUACCACCGCUGCUGCUAUAAGCGUGAGCGGUACUUCUACGAAAGAAUUACCUGUGAUUCAAAAAAGGCAAACAAUAACCACUUUAGACUCUUGGGCUGUCUACUGCUUCACCCUUCGAUAUCAACUCGGCCCGUCGAGAUCAACAGAUGACGUGAGCUAA